Pipra filicauda (Wire-tailed manakin) is the source of this 10810-nucleotide messenger RNA. It is a transcript of the gene SLC16A12, whose product is annotated as solute carrier family 16 member 12. The record is from RefSeq and is a predicted model, not a curated record. Lineage: Eukaryota; Metazoa; Chordata; Aves; Passeriformes; Pipridae. Gene Ontology annotation, molecular function: monocarboxylic acid transmembrane transporter activity. Gene Ontology annotation, biological process: monocarboxylic acid transport; transmembrane transport. Bases 5871 to 7343 code for a protein of 490 amino acids. The transcript has 7 exons.
AAUUAAAAAAAAUUUUAGUUCCUUUUAGUGGAAUUGUUUUGUUUUUAGAGCAACUUCACCCCUAUUGCUAUUUGAAUAAGUAAACAAAAACAUGCUGUUCCUAUGUCCUAAGCAUGCUGUUACCCAGCUAGCUUUCAUCAUAUUGCACUUGGCUACAAAAGGCCGCACACAAAAAAAUCCAGAAAUAUUUGCAGGAUAAGCCAAAAACACUCCCAGAAUUUCCCCGUGUUUGUCACAGUGUUUUAGCUUAAAAAGUAAGUUAUCUGUUCUCUUCAAAUGUAGGAGGUUUGAAGACACCUCUCCAGCAGAUUUGCCUGUGCAGCAUGGCAGCCCCUUUUGCAUCACUACCUUGCCUCUUGGAAGGGGGAAGAGCAAUGCAAGGGAAACUAAAGCUGCUUUCUGCUGAUGGCUGCUGGUUGAUCCAUAACCCACUUCACACUACAUUUGUUCUUUUACAGGUAGGGCAGAAAACAUUCAGGACCGUUUGAAAAAUAAACAAGCUUUAACAAAAUAUUACUCAGACGUGAAUCAGGAAUCUGUCGAUAAAGAAACCAGUUUCUGUCACCUGUCAUAAAGUUAGCAGCAUUAGUCUUAGAGCAAUUAAAUGGUAGAUAAUACCAUUCUAUGUUUCCUUAUCGUUUUAAAUUUCAAGCCUUGAGAAGGUAAGAUGAGGCUUCAAGCCUUUGUGCAGACAUGUAUUCAUCCCCCAAGAGUAGUGCAGGGUGCCUUUACUCAGGAGACCCGAAAGCACGCUUGGGUGAAUGCAUGUGCACAGGAGGCCUCUCGUGCUUUGCAGGCCCAUGGCUGAAUCCUCACACCUUGUACAGCAUUUGGGUGGUUUUACAGCAGGAGAGCCUGGGGAGAAGGUGAGUUGGUUGGUUGGUUUGUGCUGACCUGCUUGCCCUUGAAGGGGUGAUGCAUCAAACAUUCUCAUACCAAAUGCUGUCAGUGGCACAAAAAGGGGCCAUGCUCUGAUGCUGUUUUUCCCACCUACCAGCAUCACCAGCCUCAUUUCAGCUCCAGCCCCUCCUGAAGACAAUGUGUGGGUGAGCACAGCUGCAAGCCAGUCUGCACCCACGGUCCUCUGGGCUGACUCACAAAUGUACUUCUCAUGUCAUACUAAACAUGUCUUGCCAUACUAAAAAGGCCACUGGAAACCCAUGAAGCACCGUGCUCAGGCACUGCCCUAUGGGAAGAGGAAACCAAGCCCUUGCAGUAUCAGAUACCAAAAUGCAAGGCCAGGUAUAAUCAAUGUAAUAUUUACCAAAAUAUCUUGCUAUGCAGAGCAAGUUUCUGAUGUACUUUUAGCUUGCUCUGGUUUAGGCCUCUGUCUGUACAUGCUUAACUUUGAGAGAAAAAAGCAAAUGAAUGGGGGAGAAAAAACCACCUUGCACAAGCACGGGGUGAAAAAAAAUUAUCUGUAAGAUUUUGUGUUGCAUAAGUGCCCCUGGAAAUAAUCUGGUACAUCUCCAAAUAAAACAGAAAUCUUUUAUGCUUGUAAGUUUCUGUGUGGAAUGACAGUAGUUUCUGUGUUUGUUAACUCUGUAAAUGUUUGCUGUAGAUACUAUCAAUGGCAAUAUUUUAUUUAAAGAAGUGUACUAAAGUUUAAAGCAAAGAAACUCCUCCCUCAGCCUGUGAACACAACAACUACAACAAUUAGGUAGUAAAAACUGAAUUGAAAGUAGUCUUAGGUGUUAAGCUGUGCGUUUUACAGGUGAGCUGGAACAAAAACAUGUCCAGGGGCACAGCAUACCCUGGGUUGGAUGAGGAGCUCUCACUGAAAGCCCCAGCAGUCAGCAAGCACCAGCCAGAGUUUUGUCUGAGGUACAGCCAGUUAUUGCCAAAUGACUGGUUUUCUGUGUCGUGGAGGUGGGAAGACUUGGUGGUGGCUCACCAUCUUCUUUUACUUGGUAUCAUGUGCUGCUUUGGAGAACAGGAUAAAGAUCCCCUGCACUGCCCUCAGGCUUUGAUCCCCAAUUCAGCCGUCUUUAGCUUGUUCAUUUCCUCAAGAGUUGGUACCGGCAAGGGUGUUGAUGAUGAGCAGGAUAAGCUGCUAACACCAUCCCUUCUGCAGAGCACAGGAAGCCUCAUCAUUCAGAAGGAAGAAUAAAAACAUAAUGCUAUGAGAAGUUGUAGAACCAUGGAAAUGGUUAGGUCUCCCCAGACUAGAACAACAUUAUAGCCUAUAUUUGGUGUCAGAUUCCUCUUUGGACUAAAGUAGCCCAAACUUCUGGUCCACAGUCAAGUGAAUAUGGAAGAGAGACUGGAAUGGCUGUGCAAAGGCUUACUUCCAAGUACAACUAAUUCAAAUUUAUUAUUCCCAUGCUGUGAAAAAUUCCAACAUCUACUUAAGUUUUUCUUCUGAUGGGAAAUUUCAAAAUGUCUACAUUUCAUUUCACUUUUUUCACCAAAAAAAAAGCCUGCUAGCAGGAAGCCUAGCAGGUUGCCAAAAGCAAGUCAUUUGACAUACAAAGUUUUUUUUAAAGCUCCUGUCCAGCCAAAAGUUUGUUAAAACAUGUUUCCAUAGGACAAUUGUAGUGAUGAAUCUUUGUUUUCCAGUGAAACGUUGUUGCACUAGCUAGCUGGAGUGCAGAUCUUUGUAAAAUACAUGCAUUUAAAUGUGUCUAAAAAGUUUACUGUAUGUGCUUGGACCAAGGACUUCAGUGGCAUGCCAGAAGAGAUAUCCCAGAUUAACAGCAGCAAGGCAGGAGGUUUGAAAUGUGGAAGCUUGUAAUUACUAAAAGGAGACGAAUUGUCCUCUUGUUGAACUCAUAUUAGGUAUUGAUCUGCCUAUACUUAUUUUAUAUCAAGAAAGAGAGGAUAUUUCUGCCAAAAUUUCCAAAGAUUCUGGAAGAUGAUGCACUCAAUAGGUUGAAAGACAUACCCACAUCUCGUUUUGAAUGUCAUUAGAAACUGGCUAAUUUUAAAAGCAUUUUUUGAUCUGAUGCCAUAUGAUGGUCUGAUGUUCCAGGAAUUGCUAGUGUCCAUGAAAAAGUGAGGAGGCCAUGGAAUAAUAAUUUUCUAUCCGAGGUUACAUAUAUGACUUAUACAACCACAUAUUUUAAGCAUUUCAUCACAGUCUCUUGAUCCCUUUCUGAAGCCCUUUAUGUCAGGAAGAAGCAGAGCUUGCCUUCACCUCCAGAAAGGAGCCUCUGCUCACAAGUGGUGGGUACUUUACCUUCUUCCCUUAGAGUCAGCAAUAUUUGGACUGUAGCUGCAGAGGGGUGAUUGAGGGAACCAUAGGGACUGUAGUUUCUCCUAUCUUUGGCUUCAUUUCCAGAGAUGCCACGGAACCUCUGUUCCCUUGGCUAUAGGAUGCCAAAGGUUGUAGAUCCAAAUAUUAGUGACCAGAUCUGGAAAUGUUGCUCUGAGCAUGCCAUUACAGCAUACCCCUGUACUUUGGCUGGCUGUAACAGGGAGAUGGGAGAGGAGGGCAGUGGAAUGAGGGUAAUGAGGUUUUCAGUUUACAACAGAUAUUUGUAUAUAAAGGUUCAACUUAAUACAUUGCGUAGAAAGACCAUUCAUCAACUGUACCAUGGCACCUAACCAGCCUCCAAACUGUAAAAACACUUAUUUUACCUGUUAAAUUCCAUAGUAUUACACUUUGUUUAUUUUUAUGUUCUGCAAAGUGUAAAAGAGUGCAAAAGUAUUACUCUUGUUUGCAUAGGAAACAAACCAAAACAAGUCCUUUCCUGACUGUGUUUUCUUUGCCUGGUCAGGCACUCCAGGUGAGGGCAUGUGCUCCUUUCAUAUCUUGAUUACAGCACUUCUAAAGAAAGCAACAUGCAUAGUCCUGCAACUUUGGAGGGAUUAAGGCCAUUACAGGUGAGUCCUAUUCUGUUGCUUGUCACAUGGCUAAAUGGAGCCAUGCAAUGGGUCAUUUAUCUGGUGUCAGCAGCUGAAACUUGCAUGAGAAAAAGCCGUUCUAGCAGUGACAAAAGGAAGCCUGUCACGAAUGUGUAAAACAUGCCUGUAACCCAAAACCUUGUAUUUCUAUUACUGUUAAGAGUGUUGCUCCAAGAACCAAAUGAAGUCAUGAAUGUUGGUUUGGCGAUAUCUAGCUUAGGAUACUUCAGUGCUUAAAACUAAUUUAUAUAAAAAUUUAACAGCACAAAAGCGUUUUAAAGUUUUGUAAUGCCAGCGGCAGGUCAGCAGGGUGUGAGAGUUGUUACUGCGUCUCUGCAUAUCCCGGGUAUGUCAGAUACACACGGUUCUGUGGCACUCUGGCAAUAUCCUUUCCGCACCACAGAGAUACAUUACCUGUUGUUGACCCAGACGAUGUCAGCAGCCAACACAGAUAACCGCUGACAUUCCCACUGCUGAUGGGGAGUUAUCAUUGAGAUGCUUGAGGACUUGCAGAGGAAGUUUGCUGCGAUGUUGAGAUCCCCAGUCACUUGACCGGUAGCUCAAUGUACACGUUGUUCAGAGCUAUUAUCUUGCAGCGUUACACAGUUCAAAUGAAGUGCAUUGCAACUAUGUUAGCAGUGUAUUUUGACAAAAUCUUUGACGUGAAACAUAGUUUAAUCAAAUUAAGAUUAAAAAUCUUUCCAAAAUAUAAAAAAAAAGACUAAAAAAAAAGAGGGGAAAAAAUAAAAAACUCACCAAGAAAGUAAGAGAUGCACUUUUUUUCUCGUUCAAGGACGAGCUUUUGUUACCCACACAGAUGGUAGGGAAAAGUAGCUCCUUUUCUCUCGAGCUGCUGUGAGCCGCCAUGCUGCAGGAGAGGUGUACUGCUAGGGAAGAUGUACAUAGGUGAUGUGGGCUGCCCAGUGUUUAGCUUCAUCCCGUGGUGUGCAGAAAAAGGUGAAGUAUGAGUCUCUCCUAGCUGUCCUGUGUGGCUGGCUGUACUGCACAGAGUAGCUCUGUCAUCUGGAAAGGGAAGCCUUUUCCAAUCAAUAAUCCACCCCAAAGCUGCCACGCUUACUGAAAUCAUGUAUGCUCCCUUACCUUGAAGGAUUUUGAACUUCAUCCUGAAGACCAGCAUAGCAAAUGUCUCCCUGUCACUCUCCAAAUGCUCUGCUUGCACACUCCUGGGAGCUUUGCACUUGCUCUUUAUAGCAGCACUGAAAGUCAGCAAGGUCCUGGGGGAACGACAAGAACCAAGCAGCUCUUGUCCAGCAACAGUGUUUGGGAACCGUAAGAAAAGACCCAGUUUUAUCUUAGUUCUCAUGAAAAGUGUCACAGGAUGUUUAAUGUCCUUUCUGAGGAAAGACCUGCUGUUUUCCAGAUCUUGCCUGAAAACACAUGCAGUAUUCAGCAAGCCACUUAGUUUAUCUGUCUUGGAAAAACAGAAGGCUGCUGGAAUUUGAAACUUGUUCCAAGAGUCUAGGGUCCAAAUCUCUGUGAGUCCUUCCCCUGGUCUGGGGUUUUGAACUGAGUUUGAAAAUUUAAAGACUAGCAAGCAAUGGCAGCAGGACUCCUAAUGGUGUAUGGGCGUGCAGGGCUGGUGUAUGUGAUAGCGGGCCAUCCCUAUGCUGAAGUUUUGGUGUUAUUUCCACUCUCGAGUGUUGCCUGACUUUGCAACAGGUUAAAAAUACCUUAUGAAAUGCCUGAGAGCACUGAUCCACAAAUCCCAGAACAGACUUUGCCUCGAGGGGGGGGGAAGCCCUCUUAAUGCGGUGAAAGCACCCGUGGCACUGGUGAGACGCGCUUUUCGCUUUUCUUGUCGGUGAAGGUACCACGAAGGAGGGACUCCGAUAGCAGCUUGACGGAGCCGGGCGAGGGGAAGAGCCGUGCCGAGCCCACCGGGGAGGGGAACACCAGUCGAUCAGAUGGCCAGUGACCCAUGCGCCAAGCAGCCCCGGCCCACACCUGGCAUGCUGGCUGGAGUCAGCCCCUGCCACUGAGGCCAGGAAGAGGGAGGAAUCACCAUGGCCUCAUCCCAGCGGGCCCGGCACAUUGGCCCUCCUGAUGGAGGCUGGGGAUGGAUGAUUGUUGCUGGCUGCUUCCUUGUCACUAUCUGUACCAGGGCCGUGACAAGGUGCAUCUCCAUAUUUUUUGUGGAGUUCCAGGCAUACUUUGGGCAGGAUUAUGCCAGAACUGCUUGGAUCCACUCCAUUGUCGACUGUGCUACAAUGCUCUGUGCCCCGCUUGGGAGUUUAAUCAGUAAUCAUGUAUCCUGCCAAGUUGGUAUCAUGCUAGGAGGGCUGCUUGCAUCUUCUGGACUAAUUUUGAGCUCAUUCGCCACCAGUCUGGAACAUCUCUACUUAUCAUUAGGAGUCCUUACAGGACUUGGGUUUGCACUUUGUUAUUCUCCAGCCAUUGCGAUGGUGGGCAAAUACUUCAACAAAAGAAAAGCGUUGGCGUAUGGAAUAGCCAUGUCAGGAAGUGGAAUUGGUACCUUCAUCCUGGCCCCCGUAGUCCAGCUCUUAAUUGAGCAGUUUUCCUGGCGAGGAGCUUUACUCAUCCUGGGAGGUUUUGUUUUAAACCUCUGUGUCUGUGGCGCCUUGAUGCGGCCCAUUUCUCUUAAGGAGGAUCGUAAAACUGUUCCUGAGUUUCUUGAACAGGAUCGUGUCCCCGAAACAGAGAAACAAGACUUAAAGCAAAUGUCCGUCUGUUCACCUUUAAUCAAAGUGUGGUCUCGUGACUGUUUAUGCUACUGUUCACAGAAGGAAUAUGACUUUUUACUGAUGCCAGGCUUCAUGGUGCUGGCAGUGUCAGUUUUAUUUAUGGCAUAUGGAUGUAGCCCUCUUUUUGUCUACCUAGUGCCUUAUGCUUUGAGUGUUGGAGUGAGUCAUCACCAGGCUGCCUUCCUCAUGUCCAUACUUGGUGUCAUAGACAUCAUUGGUAAUAUCACCUUUGGAUGGCUAACAGACAGAAGGUGUCUGAAGAAGCAUCGGUACUUUUGCUACCUCUUUGCUGUGGGAAUGGAUGGCCUUUGUUGUCUUUUCCUGCCAGUUCUUCAAAACUUCCCCUUGCUUGUGCCUUUCUCAUUUACCUUUGGCUACUUUGAUGGAGCCUAUGUAACGCUGAUCCCUGUCAUGACAGCAGAUGUAGUGGGAACUUCCUCAUUAUCAUCAGCACUGGGCGUUGUGUAUUUCCUGCAUGCCAUACCGUAUCUAGUGAGCCCGCCUGUGGCAGGUUGGCUGGUGGACACAACUGGCAGCUAUACUGCAUCAUUCCUCCUGUGUGGAUUUUCUAUGAUAUUUAGUUCAACACUACUGUGCUUUGCAAGACUAGCAAAGAAAAUCAAAAGAACACAUUUGCGGUCGCUCACUAGUGAUACAGGCAUGAAACAGCACAUGUGGACAAAUGGAGCGAUAGCUUAUUCUGUCACAGCAGAAUUAGACCAAAAGGAUGUUGAAUUUUUGUCUGUGGACACAAACAGCUGCAGCAAGAGGUGACAAGUGCCAUCAAGAUUCAGUAGGACACAGCCGUGACUGAGACAGAGGUGGCUCCGUAGUGUUACGCUGCUGAAGAUACUACUCCUGUGAACCAAGGCAUCUGUCAAUUAGAUUUUUCUGUCAUGCUUUAGUUGACUAAAAUCUACAUACAGCAACAGUAAUACCAAGUUUAAUGCAGUAAUAAAAGAAAGCUAGAAUGAAAAUAGAGUUUGUAGAUACAAAUGUUCACAGAUUUAUUGGAAAUGCAAUGUCCACUCCACAGGUAAUCAACAAUUGGCUGUACUCAACAGAAAAUGAUAAAGUAAUCAGUCACCAAAACUGAACAAUAACAUUUACAUUAUUUAAAAAAUAUUAUUAACGACCCAAGCUUUUUGAUGGUGUGUUGUAGUAUGUUUCAAUGGACUAAUAACACACACCACCAAAAAACCUCCACAUGUGAUUUAUGCUGAAAGUAUCUCUGGAGCAGCUUUAAUUUUUACAGUGUACCUGAACUUUGUACAUACAUUCCAAUUUAAUUUCAAAUAUAAUUUUAGACCUACUUUCCCAAGCCCUCUACAGCAAAAAAAAAAAAAAAAAUUUUUUUUUUCCUUCUGGAUGUCUUUAAAGCUUGAAUUUCUAAAAAUUGAAAUCCCAGAUAUGAUUUCCAGCUGAUCCUUGUCUUGAAGGGUGGAAGAGGUACUGUGGCAGCUCUGCUAUAUGAAAAGGAGUAACUUUGUGCCAGAGGACUAGGCAUGCUGAUAGACAAACCUGCUUUAGCUGCAUUAGUUGGAAGAAUCCUAAAGGCAGCCCAGGAGACCAGAGGAGAGGCUCAUGUUGGAGAACUUUAGAGUCCAUGCAACCAGAUGACAGAGAGACUGCUCCCUGUCUAGGCUAUGAGUAAAGAGGAUUGUGCUGUGUAUUGCAGUGGCAAGUCUUUCUCCUUUUGGCCCCAGGAGCUGUAUCUUCAGGUGGUGCAAUUUAGUCGUUUGUGCCAUCUGAAGAGAUGUCGGGUCACUUGUCCUUGAUGGCCAGAACACAACAGCUGCAACUUGGUGGUGGUUUCCUGCUACUUGUGUGAGGAAUUCACUACAGCUGGCUGCUUCACAGGAGCUAGGGACUGAAUGUAGAUCGUGGGUUAAAUUACUGAUCUAAUAAAUAAUGGGAUGUUUCUACAUUUUCAGAAUGAAAAUGUUGUCAACAAUGGAGGAACUUCACAUUCUGCAAUACAAAUAAUUUCAGUAUUUUGAUGGUGUAUAAAGCUGUGUUCUGUUCAUUAACAAAUUGAUCAGAGUCCAAAUAAUUUUCAUUAACACAGACCUAGCAGUUUUGUUAAUCAUCUGCAGUGUAUUCAGUGGCUGCUCAUGGUGUCCUUUUCCACCCUGUGCCUCGGAAGGGAAAGCAACAUAGAUUGAUGUUCACGAAGCUGAUUUAGAUCAAGAGUACAGCCAUAGGGGUAUAAUGUAUUUUUUAAUAUAUAUAUAUGAAUAGCAUGUGUAUCAAGUAGUUUUAUUAUUCAAGCAUAUUUCAAAUAUAAAAUAUUAAAAUUGUUUGACUUCAAUUGUCUGUGAUUAAAUAAAGCAUUUCUCGCUGCCCUGCUUCAGAAGUGUAGUCAGAGCCAGUAGGAUAAUAUAUGUGCACAGACCACAGAAUAAGAGAUGGGAGUGCAAAAACUGCUUAAAGGUAAUGACAUAACCUUUCUUCGGCUCUGCAUGAAAAUUGAGUCCUGGUCCCUGAUAUUGUUUUUAACAUAUAUUCAUUAAAAAAAGACAAAAAUCCUCCAUGAAUGUUUCUUAGUGAGUUAGGAAAAAUAUGCAAAUCUGGAAAAAUUGAGGUGGUUUUAUUAAUUAAUACUGAUGAAGAUAAUGUUUUAGAUCUUAAUGCAAUAUUUAAGUAGUAAAGAAGUGGGGUGUAGUAUGGUCUACAAAGAAUAUAAGUAAUUUUAAACAAGUUAUAACCAUUGUUAUUUACUUUACAAAAAUUUAAUUACUUUGUUUACCACAUCAUAACAUGUCACUAGUUGUUCUUGUCAGAGCUGCAUAUUGUAAAAGCCUAUUGGAAUAUGGUGACAUGCAUUUUUAUCAUGUAAACUAUACUGUGUAAUACAUUCGUAGCAUUUUUAAUUUUUUUUAUUUCAAGAUAUUUUUUCAUAGGCUUUUCCCUAUAUGUGUUAAAGUAGUACUUCUUGUUUUAAAUAUCUUAUUUAGCAACAAACAUUCAACUGGUUUUAUACACAGACCUUUUGUAGAAAAUGGUAGAAUUCUUUCAAGGUUUUCUAAUGCUGUUUCUGCUCUGACUUAAGUCAAUGGGGAAAAGCUUAUAUACCGAAAUGAUGCUUUCUGUGCAUAAAAGACACUGUGAAAUACCAGCCCUGUCAUGAAUGUCCCCACUAAGAAACAGAAGGAAGUGUUAACAACCUGCAAGCAGAAGAAAUGGGAAUACAAUUCAGGCUGGUGAAACCUUACACCAGACUUCUACCCCCUAAUCCACACAACCCAAGCUGAACAGUUCAUCUUUAUCCUGCCAUGUGAUAUAUUUCAGGCAAUGCAUUGUAGAAGUCUCUGGCUUACAAUAUUUUUAAAGAAUGAUUCAUUGUAUCUGUAAUAUUUUUUCAGACAGGAUAAUAAUAAUAUUUUUUCAGACAGGCUGUCCUUCAAGGAGGAGAUUUCCUGGCAUGGCACAGUGCAGCAGUAAAGUGAGAUAGCUGGGCUAGCUGUGAGCAAUUUGCCAGGCUUACACUGCAUGUUCAAUGAUCUUAGUGGUCUUUUCCAACCUUAGUGAUCAUGUAAUUCUAUGUUCCUGCCAGCCCUGAUGGAUACAGGUAUCGAUGGAUAUGAGCUUGGAUGGAGCACUGCACUGCUGAGCCUGUCUGGCUUCCCAGGAUGGCGUGGUUUGACUUGACUGGGGUAAGAUCUGUCUGAGACAGGAACAGAAAGAUUCUACCUCAGAUGAAUCCUGCCUGGAAUAAUGCUCUGUUCUGUGCAGUAGAUGGAAAUUCAGUGUAAGUACUGCUUACAGCUGCUGAAGUUAUGCCAUCUGUUUCCAUUCCAUGAAGUUUGAAUUGGGGUAGUAAUAAUUCUUUUGAAAUUAUUUAUGUUCUAGAAUUUGUGAAAUUAUUUAUGAAAUUAUUUAUGUUCUAGUGAUAAUCUGGGACAUUUAAUAAAUUGUACAUUGAAAAAUUGCGUGAAGACAACAUUGGAAAAGUACCUUCCACUGAAGAAUUGCUCUUUUUUUUCAGAAGAAACAUCCUUAAAGCAUUCCUUUCAGUUUGGAUAAUAAUUUAUCUUCUGAAAAACAAAGGCUGUUUGUGCUACUAUAUGGGGAAUAUAUUUUAUAUUGCCACAAUAAUUCCUUGUUUGCUUUCUAAAGUGUUACAAAUUUAUGUGAGAAGAAAGAGCUUGUUUAAGUUAAGUUGUUACAGUCCUUCAUGGUCAGCUUAGCAAAGUCCUAGCUGGGAUUGCCUCAAUAAACAAUGCCUUCUUCUAAGUGAC